Clarias gariepinus (North African catfish) is the source of this 5573-nucleotide messenger RNA. It is a transcript of the gene usp42, whose product is annotated as ubiquitin specific peptidase 42. The transcript has 20 exons. The coding region runs from base 377 to 3847 and encodes 1156 amino acids. Gene Ontology annotation, biological process: protein deubiquitination; regulation of apoptotic process. The record is from RefSeq and is a predicted model, not a curated record. Gene Ontology annotation, molecular function: cysteine-type deubiquitinase activity; cysteine-type endopeptidase activity. Gene Ontology annotation, cellular component: cytosol; nucleus. Lineage: Eukaryota; Metazoa; Chordata; Actinopteri; Siluriformes; Clariidae.
ACAAUCAGCCUAUGUGUAGUAAAACACAGUGUCGGACAUUUUGGCGGAUAGGCGCGUAGACGCACACGGCAGGCCCGGUGCUGGUUGGUUGAAACCUGCUGCCUGUUACCCGGAUGUAGCAGUGGGGAAACUACGUCAUUGUUCACCGCCGGACGCUCUAUGGAUAUUAUAAUGGACGAACAUAACUAGAUAAUUAUUAAUAAAAUCACAGCUGGACGUUUGGGAGUGCAAGGUUUCGCUAAUGUCGACAUUCCCUCUGCGUUUCCUGCAAGUCACGUGGUGCUCCAGUAGCAGAGUACACGGUGUCUGUCUGCAGCAGCAGCGCGCGCUCAAAACAUGCACGUAGCCCUGGUCUCAGGAAACGAACGAAUGAACGAUGACUAUAGUUGACAACACUUCAGAGAAAUCUGACUUUGAGUCAGCGCAGUGCAACCGCUCCAGCUCCCUGACUCCUGUCUCUUCCGGAGGCGUGGAAGACGGCAAUUCUAGCUGGAGUGUUGAUUCUUCAACAGCUGAGCUUUCCAGGACCAUGGCUACCUGUGUGGCUCCCAGCCUCGAAGCUGCUGUGUAUGGAGGCAACACGGCACUUCCUGCUGAGAGGCCGAAUGAGCAAGUGACCAUGAGUUGUGGCGAUGGUAUCAACGUGCCCCAAAAGAUCCUGUUUCCAUCAGAGCGUAUCUGCUUGAAAUGGACCCAAGUCCAUCGUAUUGGAGCAGGUCUCCAGAACCUGGGCAACACAUGUUUUCUGAAUUCAGCUCUCCAGUGUCUUUCAUACACUGCACCUCUUGCCAACUAUCUGCUAUCCCGAGAGCAUUCCAAAACAUGUCAUGAGCCCGGAUUUUGCAUGCUGUGUACCAUGCAGAAUCACAUCAUCCAGGUGUUCGCUAAUUCGGGGAAUGCUAUUAAACCCCUUGGCGUGUUGCAUGAACUUAAAUGGAUUGCAAAGCAUUUCCGGUGUGGGAAUCAAGAGGAUGCCCACGAGUUCUUGCGGUAUACAGUCGAUGCUAUGCAAAAGUCCUGUCUGCCGUCCAAUAAAUUGGACAGGCAAACGCAGGCCACGACUUUGAUCCAUCAGAUAUUUGGAGGAUAUUUGAGGUCCAGAGUGAAGUGUCUGAACUGCAAGGCAGCAUCAGACACAUUUGAUCCCUAUUUGGACAUUGCACUGGACAUCAAGAAUGCCCCAAACAUUACUAAGGCGCUCGAGCAGUUUGUUAAGCCUGAACAGUUGGAUUGGGAGAAUGCCUAUAAGUGUGGCACGUGUAAGGAAAUGGUUCAAGCCACAAAACGAUUAAGUAUUCACCGCAACUCCAAUGUGCUAACCAUCUCUCUCAAGCGCUUUGCCAACUUCAACGGAGGCAAAAUCUCCAAGGAUGUGAAGUACACAGAGUAUCUUGACUUGCGACCCUACAUGUCUCAGUCUCACGGAGAUCCACAGAUUUAUGGUCUAUAUGCUGUGCUGGUGCACUCAGGCUUUAGCUGCUAUGCUGGACACUACUACUGCUAUGUAAAGGCAAGUAAUGGCCAGUGGUAUCAGAUGAAUGAUUCAUCAGUGACUCCCACUGAUAUACGAUCUGUGCUGAACCAACAAGCAUACCUUCUGUUCUACAUCAAGCAAGGGUCUACCGACCUGAAAAAUGGAGAAAUAAACCAGAACGGUUUUACUCCAGGUCAUUCAUCCCCUCGACCAGCUGUGAUACCGAAGCUAAAUGGGCAUUCGUAUAGCUCCUCGUCAAUAAUCGAUCCACAGCUCCAUUCUCACGUGUUAAAGAAAAACUUGUAUAUCAAUGGUAACGGUUCCUCAAAGGAGCAUCACAUUGGCUCAAAGCCCAGCAGCAGCAACAUCAGUGGAGUGAACAAAUCCACCUCCAGUUUGUCUUACUCUUCCUCGUCGUCCACUUCUCAUCAACCCGUCCACCCCAGUGGCAUCCCAGAGCCGCAUAAGAGGCCCAAGAUGAGCUUUACUGUUGGCUAUGGAAAGGUGGUGCGGUGCUCAUCAACCCCUGGUGUCUCCUCAUCGUCAGCCAGCUAUUCUAACCCACAGUCCUCGUCCUCAUCCUCUACCUCAAAAUUCCAGUGCAAAAAGCAGGUCAAUGGCACAUCCUCAUGUCACAGCGCAACUCUUCUGGUUCCCUAUGAUGAGGAAUCAUCUGAGGACUCAGACAAGGAGAGCAGAGUCUUGGACAAUGGUACUGCUAAGACUUAUAGUGUUGCCAAGGCAACCAGUGGUAACAAUGGCACGCACAGCCUAAUUUCUCAUAGUUCUAGCUCUGUCUCACCUGAGACAAAUGGAUCUAACAGCUUGUCACAGUCUCACACGGGUGCGAAUGGGUCAGGGCAUGGCCUCCUGAAUGGCCAUCACAAAGUCAACGGAUUCACACAUUCUGACAAGGCAUCAGACAGUACCGACUCUGAAUCUUCCAUAAGCGACACUAACAGUUUGGACUCCCAGAGUGUAUUAAGCUCCAAGCCCGAGAGCCUCCUCUCCUCAUCAGCCUCGACAGAACAAGCUAAUUCACUCACUCAGCACAUUUCACACCCGGCUCCCACACCUACACCUGGUGCAGACACCCAGACACUGGCUAAGCCAGCAGAAGUAACAACACCUGGUAUUCAGGCAACCUUAACAGAGGCAUCGAGUCAAGUGAAGACUACGACAGAGUCCACACUGAGCAAUCACAGCCUCACCAAGCAAGUGAAUGACGAACCCCCAUUACCAAACGGACCUAAGAUGAAGGCGGAGACCGUGAACGGCUCAAACGGCAAAGAAGACAUAAAAAUACGUCAGUCAGACAAACCCAGCUCUUGGGAAAGACAAAGAUCAAAUGAGCACCAAGAGCAUGACCGAGAUUUAAAACAGGCACAUGGGUCUACUACCACAAAGGACAGAGAUAGAGACUAUAAGAACCAUCGGAACUACAGAGAGUUCAAUGCCAGGAGCAAAGAACGUUCUAGGUACGGUCACCGGCCAGAGAGGGAACAUUAUCCACGCAAGGAGCGUUCCCGCAGUCGCCACAGAGAUAAAUCACCAACUCGACACUGGAACAGCUAUGUGUACCACCGGCGUGACCAUCACUACAAAAGAGGCAGAGAGGAAUGGCCGCGGGAGAGGGAACAUGACCGGAGAUACCAGACCUCACACCGUUCUUCAAGUAACUAUUAUAAAGAGCCAGGCUGGCACCGCACACGCGAUGACAGUCGUGACAGGUGGCCCUACAAUGGCGAGCAGAGCAGCAAUAGAGCAAAACCCCAAUCGCCACGUUCCAUCAGCCCCUCACCCCGGCGUGGCACCAGACAACGCAGUUUAUCAGGUGAAGACAGCACAUCGGAAGAGUGCAGGGUGAAGAAAUACAAAAAAUCUAAAAAGAAAAAUAAAGAUAAGCACAGGAGUUCUGAAAGGGAAGUGUCUGACAAGCAUGGGGACAGCAGCUCAAGUCGACACAAAAAGAAUAAAAAAAAGAAGAGGAGGCAUGACGAGGAGGAUGACAGACAUCACAGAGAAAGGCGGUCCACCCUCAGCUCAGACAAACAUGAUUGCAAAGGCAGGAAUGGCGAGGAGAGGAGGAGCCAUAAGCGUCAGUGCAGCUCCGAUCGAGGCGUUUCUCCUCACCACGCCAAGCGGCCAUGCACUGAGCACCAGCUCAGUAGCCAGUCAGAUAAUGGCAUAAACCAUUACAGUGGAUAUGUCCAAGGAUUCUGUCAUAAAGAAAUUGAUGCACAGGACAAAUAUAGAGACCUGAACCAUACUUCUUCAAAUAACAGCAGGAAGAUAGUCUUAUGUGGAGGAGAACCUGCCAUGACGGGCCCUCUGCCAUACAGAUUGAAUUUUGGAGGCCUGCCCCACACCUAAGGUAUCGGAGGACAAGGAAAAACUACACUUUCUAAAUAUUGUAAAGGUGUAACAUGGAAUGUUUUUUUUUUUUUUUUUUCUACUCAAAAUCUAAGAUUUAAAAUUCAUUGAUCAAAGUUGGUUAUAUGACAAUAGUUGGAGAAGAAAUGGUGGAAGAUCUUACGGUUCUGGCCGAGCUUGAAGUGGUGAAUUCUUUUCUUACUAGAACAUCCUCUGUGGAGAAGUCGUGGCCUGUAGGUCUCGAGUGUUCUUAUGAUCGCUGAAAUUCCAGGAACCUGGCGCACAAGGUCCUCACCAUUUCUCUGACGUACUUGGUCUUACAGUUAACUCUGGGUGCCAUGUUUCCGGGAACACACAGAUGGGAAACAUCCUCUGCGAUCACAGAGCUAGUGGCCACAACUUCUCCACAAAGGAUGUAAAAGUUCUAGUGAGAGAAGAAAGCGACUUACCAAGAAGAAUCAGCGAGGCCAUAAAGAUCUGUCGCUGCAAGUCUGACCUGAACCGUGAAUGAGGUCAAAAUCUUUCUCCAGUUCUUCUCCAACUGCUGUCAUAUAAACAACUCCAGUCAGGUGACAAUUUGUGUUGAAAAUGGUCAUGAGAAGACGUUCAAAUCUAAGUACAUUUCAAAUUUUGAGUAGAGGUUUCAGAUUUUGAGUGGAAAGAAACAUUGCAUGUGAAGGGUUAAUCCAGUCUUGGUCUCUUCUAUUUGGACAUUGUAAAGGUGCUUUAUUCAGAGAAGACAUACUGUAUUUUUCUUGCAACAAAAAUGCUUUAAAAAUUUUUUUAGGAUUAAGGAUUUUUUUUACCAUGCUGUACAGCUGAACUUUGAAAAAAAUCUCAAUGAAAAAUGUACAAAAAAAAGAAUAUUAAUUAAUAUAUAUACACUUACACCGGAAUAAGAAGCCUGGAGCUUUAACAUCACAAUUGCUGCUCAGACAUAGACUCAGGACUUUCUCACUUGUGAAGAUGAUACACAUUCUCCCUUUAAGGACAUCUACCUGGGAAUGAUGAAAAAGUGAACUAAAAUGCUGCAUAAAAGUGGAAAGACUGUUUCCCGGCUGCAAGCUAUGAUGUCACCGUUUUCACGUUUCUGUUUAAAAUCUCAACGGGACAGAUUUUUUUUUUAGUGCUUUGUGCGCACUUAUACACAGUUAACCUGGACACACUUGACAUUUUCUUGCCUACUUCCCCAUUUUUUUUGUAAUUUCUUUUAAACUUGAGAUCUGCAGAAUCCAUCUAAUGGCAUUAUACCGACUUUCACAAUUUCCUUCAAAAAUAUACAUUGCAUUAUAUAAUGUAUGGCUGUGGAUUAUUUUGUGUGUAUGUUUUUAACCUUUAUUUUCCUUUUAAAAAUACUGUGAAUUUAAGUUCAACUGUACUAUCAGUUAUUUGUUUGCAAUCCUGUAUCAGGAGUUCAGUAUCAACACUUCUUUUAGAAAAACCACUCAGCAUAAUGUAGGCCAUGUUCUAAAAUAUUUCCCUUCUUUGACAGAAAAAAAAAAAAGUAAAAAUGGUUAUAUUCAAAUCCUACAUUUACUGUAGCAUGUCAAAAAAAUCUAUGUUGUGCAUUCUAUAUUAAUCGAGAGGGAAUAGGCCUUAAUGUCUACAAUUGUAAUAUUUUCUCAGUAUGUUUACAGAUUUUUGUUGGAAUGAAUGGACAUGUAUGUGAGGGUUGGUUGAGUGUUUGGCUUUGUACAGGGUGAGCUCUAUUCUCACCUUUUGGAUA